CCCGAUGUUAUUUUCGCGUCAGCAACGCCCCUCAUGGCUGGCAAAGUUAAAACGCCCAACAUGGGGCACUCGUGGACCUGCUCAGUUGCCCAGUCGAUCCAAAUCCCCUAGAAGCAUGCCACGUCCUCAGACUUCGGUGGGGGAAACAUGACUCGAGAACGCGCGUCUACUGCCGGCCGGCCACUUCCCGCGCGGGGGGUUCGACCGGCGGACGUCCAUCGGACAGAGGAGCAUUCUGGUCAAUGCGGAACAAUAUGGCGGCUUGGCGUUGAUGUUGGAGAUGGAACACUUGCCGUGGGUAUCCCAGGGUGAGAGCAAACCGCAGCAACAACAAAAUGCAACCCGACCUCGAGGGGAGGUAUAUAACCCACUCAUCCUUGACUUGGAUUACCUUAGUUCUCGGGUUUGCCCAAGACCUGCUUACUUCGGACAUACCUUCCUCUGUUUCUGGACUGGGAAUCUGAUCGAAAACCGAACACCGACUCGCCGGAUAUCAGGGCCAUUCUCACAUCAGAACAACUGACCAUAUAACUUUACUGUC
This is a messenger RNA of Dacryopinax primogenitus, 541 nucleotides long. RefSeq lists its product as uncharacterized. The record is from RefSeq and is a predicted model, not a curated record. NCBI's taxonomy places the organism in Eukaryota, Fungi, Basidiomycota, Dacrymycetes, Dacrymycetales, Dacrymycetaceae. The transcript has 2 exons. Bases 272 to 523 code for a protein of 83 amino acids.